Messenger RNA from Zasmidium cellare ATCC 36951, 759 nucleotides. RefSeq lists its product as uncharacterized. Gene Ontology annotation, biological process: ribose phosphate biosynthetic process. NCBI's taxonomy places the organism in Eukaryota, Fungi, Ascomycota, Dothideomycetes, Mycosphaerellales, Mycosphaerellaceae. Bases 1 to 759 code for a protein of 252 amino acids. The transcript is spliced from 2 exons. The record is from RefSeq and is a predicted model, not a curated record. Gene Ontology annotation, molecular function: sedoheptulose-bisphosphatase activity.
AUGACGACGCCCCGAGUCUUCAUCAUCCGCCACGGCGAAACCGAAUGGUCCCUCAACGGCCGACACACGGGCACGACAGACAUCCCCCUCACAGCGAACGGCGAAAAACGCAUCCGCGCGACGGGCAAAGCCCUCGUGGGCGAGGACCGGCUCAUCGUGCCCCGCAACCUCGCGCACAUCUACGUCUCGCCGCGGAAACGCGCGCAGCGGACGUUGGAGCUGCUGGGGCUCGGAGGGGAGAUUCCGUGGGAGAGGCAUGGGGAUGUGGAGGAGUGUCAAGAGGAGGAAGGGGUCAAGGCGAAGGUGGAGAUUACGGAGAGGAUUGCUGAGUGGGAUUAUGGGGAUUAUGAGGGGGUUACGAGUAGAGAGAUUCGGGAGAGGAGGAGGGAGAGCGGGGAGGGCGAGUGGGAUAUUUGGAGGGAUGGGUGUCCUGGUGGGGAAUCCCCCGCGCAAAUCACCGCCCGCCUCGACGCCCUCAUCGCCGACAUCCGCGCUCGCUUCCACGCCCACGCCAUUGGGAAACCUAAAGGUUCCGUGAAGGAGCCCUUCGACGUGCUCAUCAUCGCCCACGGACAUAUCCUGCGGGCGUUCGCCGGCCGGUGGGUCAAUAAGGAUAUCGCUGAGAAUCCGAGUUUGAUUUUGGAGGCCGGGGGUGUUGGGACAUUGAGCUAUGAGCAUCAUAGUUUGGGCGAGCCGGCGAUUUUGCUGGGGGGUGCGUUUAUGAGUGAUGUUGUGGAGAGUGCGGAGGCGCCGAAGUAG